AUGAAUCCCGCAGGGGAGGGAUCCCUUUCCCUUGAGGAGUGGGAAGUCCAGUGGCAGAAAUUCCUCAGGACUCUGGAGUCCUCUCACUCUCCAUGGGGAAUCUCCCCCUUACCAGAGAAACUGUCACCCUGGGAUGAUGCCAAGACCUUUUUGGCUGCCUUUGAGCAAGUGGCCGAGGCCUGUCAGUGGCCCCAGGAAGAGUGGGCGACCCGACUCCUGCCGGCCCUCAGCGGAGUAGCAAAAUGGGCCUUUAGCAGUCUGGAUAUGAGAGACAGAGAGGAUUAUGGGAAGGUGAAGGCGGCCAUCUUGCAAGCAGAAGCCCUGAGCCGGGAGAAGCAGCGCCAGCAGUUCAGGCAUUUCUGCUACCAGGAGGCUGAGGGGCCCCGGGGGGCUUACAGCCGACUGCAGGAAAUGUGCCGUGGGUGGCUGAGAGUGGAGAAUCGCAGCAAGGAGCAGAUCCUGGAGCUCUUGGUCCUAGAACAGCUGCUGAGCGUCCUGCCCCCGGAGAUCCAGAGCCAGGUGAGGGAGAGCGGCCCUGAGAGCUGUUCUCAGGCUGUGGCCCUGGCCGAAGAGUUCCUGUUGAGGCAGGAGAAGCAGGUGCCCUGGGAGGAGGCGGAUGGGAGCGUCUCUGAGGCAGGCGAGGCUCCAUCUGAGAGGAAGCUUUCGAUGGCUGUUGAGGAAGAGGAGGCCGGCCCACUGGGGGAAGAUCAGGAGAACGAGGAAUAUGAAGAACUGCUUCAAUUAUCUCCAGAUAAAGCCAAGCCUGAAGAGUUGAAUGGAAACUUCAGGAAUCAAGAUGAACCAAAGAGGCAGGAGAGAUGCCACAUGGAUGACAAGAGGGAUGAGCAGGCGAUUUCCAUGAGAGCAGGGAAUUUCUGUGACAUACUUCACAUAGUGGAGGAAACAUACAAGUGCUUGGAGUGUGGAAUGAACUUCUCAGAUCAAACUCUAUAUAAUAUUCAUUUGCAAAUGCACAAUGGAAAGAAGACCCAUCAAUGCUUGGCAUGUGGAAGGAGUUUUCUUUGCAGAGCAGAGCUCCUUAGACAUCACCGAAUCCACACAGGAGAGAAACCUUACAGCUGCUUAGAAUGUGGUAAGAGCUAUUCACAGAAAGCAAACCUUAUUCAACACCAAAGAAUUCAUUCAGGAGAGAAGCCAUAUAAAUGCUUAGAGUGUGGAAAGUGCUUUGGUUGGUAUAGCGAACUUCAGCGGCAUCGAAGAAUCCAUACAGGGGAGAAACCUUUUCAGUGCUCAGAGUGUGGAAAGAGAUUCAGUCGUACUUGCCAUCUUCAACAGCAUCUGAGAACCCACACAGAAGAGAAGCCUUUUGAAUGUUCAGAGUGCGGAAUGAGCUUCAGCUGGAAUGGCAAUCUUCAGCGACAUCAAAGAACCCACACAGGGGAGAAACCUUUUGCAUGCUCAGAGUGUGGAAAGAGGUUCAUUCAAAAAUCCAGCCUUCAACAACAUCAAAGAAUCCACAUGGGAAGAAACCACAUAGCUGUUUUGCCUAUUACUAGAGCGUCUCUCCUAUUUCACACCUUAAAGACAACUACAGAGUCCCCACAGGUUGAAAAAAAAUAA
Gekko japonicus is the source of this 1581-nucleotide messenger RNA. Its product is annotated as zinc finger protein 397-like. The transcript has 3 exons. NCBI's taxonomy places the organism in Eukaryota, Metazoa, Chordata, Lepidosauria, Squamata, Gekkonidae. Gene Ontology annotation, molecular function: DNA-binding transcription factor activity; RNA polymerase II cis-regulatory region sequence-specific DNA binding. Gene Ontology annotation, biological process: regulation of transcription by RNA polymerase II. The record is from RefSeq and is a predicted model, not a curated record. Bases 1 to 1581 code for a protein of 526 amino acids.